CUGACGGCCCCGGGUGUCUCACCACAUCCCCAGCCUGUGAGCCAUGGCCUACCACAGCUUCCUGCUGGAGCCCAUCAGCUGUCACGCCUGGAACAAGGACCGGACCCAGAUUGCCCUCUGCCCCAACAACCAUGAGGUUCACAUCUACCGCAAGGAUGGGGCCAAGUGGAGCAAAGUCCAUGAGCUGAAGGAGCACAAUGGGCAGGUGACAGGCAUCGACUGGGCCCCUGAGAGCAACCGGCUGGUGACGUGUGGGACCGACCGCAACGCCUACGUGUGGACCCUGAAGGGCAACGUCUGGAAACCCACCCUGGUCAUCCUGAGGAUCAACCGGGCCGCCCGCUGCGUCAAGUGGUCCCCCAAGGAGAACAAGUUUGCCGUGGGCAGCGGCUCCCGCCUCAUCUCCAUCUGCUACUUCGAGCAGGAGAAUGACUGGUGGGUCUGCAAGCACAUCAAGAAGCCCAUCCGCUCCACAGUGCUCAGCCUCGACUGGCACCCCAACAAUGUCCUCCUGGCUGCUGGCUCCUGUGACUUCAAGUGCCGGAUCUUCUCAGCCUACAUCAAGGAGGUGGAGGAGCGGCCCAGCCCCACGCCGUGGGGCUCCAAGAUGCCCUUUGGGGAGCUGAUGUUCGAGUCGAGCAGCAGCUGCGGGUGGGUGCACAGCAUCUGCUUCUCGGCCAGCGGCGCCCGCGUGGCCUGGGUGAGCCACGACAGCACCCUCUGCCUGGCUGAUGCCAACAAGAAGAUGGCAGUGGCCUCCCUGUGCACCGAGACCCUGCCUCUCCUGGCUGUCACCUUCAUCACUGAGAACAGCCUCGUGGCUGCUGGCCACGACUGCUACCCCAUGCUGUUCACCUACGAGGAGAGCCAGGGCACCCUGACCUUCGGGGGGAAGCUGGACGUCCCCAAGCAGAACUCCCAGCGCGGCCUCACGGCCCGCGAGCGCUUCCAGAACCUGGACAAGAAGGCGAGCUCGGACACGGCCAACGCCUCCCUGGACACCCUGCACAAGAACAGCAUCAGCCAGAUCUCAGUGCUGGCAGGUGGGAAGGCCAACUGCUCACAGUUCUGCACCACAGGCAUGGAUGGUGGCAUGAGCAUCUGGGAUGUCAAGAGCCUGGAGUCUGCGCUGAAGGAUCUGAAGAUCAAAUGA
Chaetura pelagica (chimney swift) is the source of this 1153-nucleotide messenger RNA. RefSeq names its product actin related protein 2/3 complex, subunit 1B, 41kDa (gene ARPC1B). Bases 44 to 1153 code for a protein of 369 amino acids. The record is from RefSeq and is a predicted model, not a curated record. NCBI's taxonomy places the organism in Eukaryota, Metazoa, Chordata, Aves, Apodiformes, Apodidae. The transcript has 9 exons. Gene Ontology annotation, molecular function: actin filament binding. Gene Ontology annotation, cellular component: Arp2/3 protein complex; actin cytoskeleton. Gene Ontology annotation, biological process: Arp2/3 complex-mediated actin nucleation.